AGAGAUCUUGGUGGAGGAGAGCAACGUGCAGAGGGUGGACUCGCCAGUCACCGUAUGUGGCGAUAUCCACGGACAGUUUUAUGACCUCAAGGAGCUUUUCAGAGUGGGCGGCGAUGUCCCUGAGACCAACUACCUCUUCAUGGGGGACUUUGUGGAUCGGGGCUUCUACAGCGUUGAAACGUUCCUCCUGCUGCUGGCACUCAAGGUUCGCUAUCCUGACCGCAUCACCCUGAUCCGGGGCAACCACGAGAGCCGCCAGAUCACCCAGGUUUACGGCUUCUAUGACGAGUGCCUGCGCAAGUAUGGCUCGGUGACUGUGUGGCGCUACUGCACCGAGAUCUUCGACUACCUCAGCCUGUCGGCCAUCAUCGAUGGCAAGAUCUUUUGUGUGCAUGGGGGCCUCUCCCCCUCCAUCCAGACCCUGGACCAGAUCCGGACAAUUGACCGGAAGCAAGAGGUGCCUCAUGACGGGCCCAUGUGUGACCUGCUGUGGUCAGAUCCUGAAGACACAACCGGCUGGGGUGUGAGCCCCCGUGGCGCUGGCUACCUGUUUGGUAGCGACGUUGUGGCCCAGUUCAACGCCGCCAACGACAUCGACAUGAUCUGCCGAGCCCACCAGCUAGUGAUGGAAGGUUACAAGUGGCACUUCAACGAGACCGUGCUGACAGUAUGGUCAGCCCCCAACUACUGCUACCGCUGCGGGAACGUGGCCGCCAUCUUGGAGCUGGACGAACAUCUCCAGAAAGACUUCAUCAUUUUUGAGGCUGCUCCCCAGGAGACUCGGGGCAUCCCCUCCAAGAAGCCCGUGGCGGACUACUUCCUGUGACUCCAUCGGCCCCCUGCCCCCUCCAAUUCCUCUGGCCCUCGGGCCACUGUGACUUUGCCCUCUCCCCCAGACAGAGGUGGGCAUGGGGGCGUCCAGGCUCUCCCCUCCCCACCGGGAGGGCACUGUGAGGGCGAGGACUUUUCAGGAGAGGUCGGAGGCUCGGCUCCGUGCCCCUCUUCCUUCUCCCAAUUUUAACCAUGAAGUUUCCGAUAAUUGC
This is a messenger RNA of Echinops telfairi (small Madagascar hedgehog), 1043 nucleotides long. It is a transcript of the gene PPP4C, whose product is annotated as protein phosphatase 4 catalytic subunit. The record is from RefSeq and is a predicted model, not a curated record. Gene Ontology annotation, cellular component: nucleus; cytoplasm. NCBI's taxonomy places the organism in Eukaryota, Metazoa, Chordata, Mammalia, Afrosoricida, Tenrecidae. The coding region runs from base 140 to 826 and encodes 228 amino acids. Gene Ontology annotation, molecular function: protein serine/threonine phosphatase activity. Gene Ontology annotation, biological process: double-strand break repair via homologous recombination; peptidyl-serine dephosphorylation. The transcript has 7 exons.